AUGCAAACAAUGGAAAUGUACACAGGAUACUUCAAUUUGCUUAAAACCAUAAUGGGUGCCGGGAUAGUUAGCUACCCGCUCUUUUUUGUCGAGUUUGGAAUUGUAACAGCAACAGUUUUAUCGGUGGCAGCAUGCGCGCUUACGUUCAGCAGCAUAGUUAUGCUGUGCAAGUGCGCCGAGUACACAGAAAGCAACGGAAAAACGUUCACAGAUGUGCUGGGCAAAAUCUACCCGGGCCUGGGCAGCAUGUUUAACUGGGUUGUUUUUACAAAGUGCUUUGGCGUGAGUAUUUCCUACCUUGUGCUCCUGCAGCCGCUUUUGCUCUACAUCCUGAACAUGGCCAAUAUCCAGUCCCUCAGCAGCAUAAGCACGAUGCAAAUCACGUUUUUGUAUACCCUGAUUAUGUUCCCGGUGUGUGCCAUGAAGGACCUCAAAAGCCUAAAGUACACUUCAGUUAUCGGCGUUCUGGGGGUGUGCAUUUGCGUAGUGGCGAGCGCAUACAACUAUAUGAGGGUGCAUGGCUUGGGAGGCUCUGCUUCAGACACAGCCAUGUUUAGGCCUCCUAUGUACAGCUGGAUAGGAUUUGCAGGGCAGUUUGUGUUUUCUUUCACCUGCCAUCAGAACAUUUUUGGGAUUCGGGCGUCGCUGAGCAACCCAACAAUAAGAAAAAUGAAGAUUAUUUCGUUUUUCGGGCUGGGCACUGCGCUGGUGUUGUACGUUGUGUUUGGAAUAUUAGUCUAUAUGACAUACGGAAACAAGAUAGAAGACAACGUUUUUAGCUCCUUUAUCGACGGAAGCGUCAAGAACAUAGUAUUUGUGUUUUACACAGUAUUUAUAUCGUGCUCGCUCCCGCUGCAGAUACACCCGGCAAGAGACUGUCUCACAGAGUGGAUACUCUGCUUUAAGUGGGUGGGCAAGCAGGAAAAGAACAAGACCAUGGUGCGGGUUUUCUCCACGGGGGCCAUACUGUUUGCAUGCGCCAUGCUGGCGCUUAUCCCCAUGGGUCUGUCCACUAUACAGACGGCCGUUGGGGGAAGUGCUUCUGCAAUUAUGUGUAACUUCCUGCCAGCGAUAUGCUUCCUGAAAAUACCUAUUCGAAAGACUGUAAUAGAGAGAAUGGCUGCAGUUGCCCUUAUAGCAUACGGAGCACUCGCGUUCACGGGGGUUUUCAUAAAGCUCCAAAAUACUGCGCAGAAGUGA
Molecule: messenger RNA, 1200 nt
Organism: Nematocida major
Lineage: Eukaryota; Fungi; Microsporidia
Exons: 1
Coding region: 1-1200 (399 amino acids)
Biological process (GO): amino acid transmembrane transport
Molecular function (GO): amino acid transmembrane transporter activity
Source: RefSeq, a predicted model, not a curated record